Molecule: messenger RNA, 2345 nt
Organism: Bombina bombina (fire-bellied toad)
Lineage: Eukaryota; Metazoa; Chordata; Amphibia; Anura; Bombinatoridae
Product: gastrula zinc finger protein XlCGF57.1
Exons: 6
Coding region: 70-1764 (564 amino acids)
Biological process (GO): regulation of transcription by RNA polymerase II
Molecular function (GO): DNA-binding transcription factor activity; RNA polymerase II cis-regulatory region sequence-specific DNA binding
Source: RefSeq, a predicted model, not a curated record
CAAUCCCUUGCGGCUGCAGCCAUUCGGUGACUACGGAAGAGGAUCUGAGCUGUAGCUGUGGGCGGCACCAUGUCUGUGCGAGACCCGGAUCUGGUGACAUUUGAUGACGUUGCUGUGUAUUUCACAGAAGACGAGUGGGAAUACUUGGAGGAAUGGCAGAAGGAGCUGUAUAAGGAAGUCAUGGUGCAAAACUUUCAGCUUGUGACAUCUGUGGGGCUGCUGACAAGAAGAGUCAAUUGGUCAGAUUUAGAUUCAGAUGAUAAUCUCCAAAUCUGGGAGAGAAACGAGCAGCAGAUGAAUGAGAAAGACAGGAUACUUACACAAAUAGCCAGCUGGUCACAUCUGGAUACAAACAUAAAUCUCCCAAUCCAGGAGAGGAAAGUGCAGCCCAUAAGCACAAAAGAAGAGGAACCUGAGCUGAAUAUUAUCAUAAAAGAAGAGGAAGAUGAUGAAUUUCCACUGACUCCCCAAUAUGGUGCACAGGCGUAUAGCUAUAAAGCUCCAGAUUUUCAUACCAAGCUUAACUUCCUGCCCACUGGUCUUCCGGCCGAUCCCCACCCAGCACCUCCGCAGCUUUUCUUGCCAAACCCUCCGUACCAAGCACUUCCCUCUGUGGGGCUUCAGAACGAUCGAGGUAACGUGGAUCGUCCUUACCCCUGCCCAGACUGCCACCGCAACUUCAUCCGCAAGUCGCAUCUCACCAGCCACCAGCGCACUCACAGAGGGGAGCGACCGUACCCCUGCGAGGUCUGUGGGAAGAGGUUCCACUAUCGUCACCACUUGGUGGGGCACCAGCGCAUCCACACGGGGGAGAAACUGUUUUCUUGCGAACACUGUGGGAUCCAAUUCAACCACAAGGGCAACUACCAAACGCACCAGCGGCUUCACACAGGAGAGAGGCCGUUUUCCUGUGACAGAUGCGGCAAGAGCUUUAAUCGCAAGGCUGAUCUGAUCACCCAUUGCCGUAUUCACACAGGGGAGAAGCCAUUUACCUGCACAGAUUGUGAUAAGAGCUUCAGUCGCAAGCAGCAUCUUGUCACUCAUCGGCGGCGGCAUACGGGCGAGACUCCCUUCCCCUGCGACCAGUGUGAGCAGCGGUUUGCUCAGCGCAAGACACUUCUGCGGCACCAAGAAUCUGUGCACUCUGCUGAGCGACCCUACAGCUGUGCUGAGUGUGGGAAGGGAUUUGCUUGCCGAUCUCACCUCCUAACGCACCAACGCGCCCACCAGAAUGGGGGAGGGAGCUGUGGGGCUGGGGGAAAACCAUUUUCUUGUGAUCAGUGCCGAAAGAGCUUUGUGGCACAGCCACAUCUGCAGGCACAUCAGCGGGUUCACACGGGCAAACAGGGCGAGAGGCCCUUCACCUGUGCCGACUGUGGCAAGGGUUUCAACAGCCGACAGUACCUUAGCAGACACCAGAAAAUCCACACGGGCGAGCGUCCGUUUCGCUGUAAUGUGUGUGGGGACAGUUUUAUCCAGAAACCCAACCUGGAGAGACACAAGGGCAUCCACAGCGGGCAGCGCCCCUUCCCCUGCUUGGUGUGUGGAGGUAGCUUCUAUAAGAAACAUAACCUGGUACGCCACCAGCGGAUUCACACCGGGGAGCGUCUGCACUUCAGCUGUAAAGUAUCGCAGCCAGUCGUACAGCAAUUCAUUACAACCGAGGAGGAUGGUGAGAGUGUUACACUCAAAGAGAAGUCAGCAGAGAAUCCUUGUAAGAACGUUUGUUGCAAUCGUACUGGGGGUGGGCGCUCUGAACAGUAAAGGGGAGAGGAGAACAAUGCCAAGGUGGGUAAGCCUUCUGAUAAAGGCUGGCACUCAGAUAAGGGUUCUGUGGAUGGCAAUGCACAACGGAGCAUGGCACAUGGUUGUAAGGCAGAAGAUGACAGCUACAGGAUACCUAAUGAGGAGGUAGAGUGUGGCACACAGAUGGCAAAAGGGGAUAGUUCCUUGCCAGAUGGGCUAAAUAUCAGACUGGUUGGAUGGCAGUCACUGAGAAAUUACAGGACUGAAAUAGAGGGAUGCAGAUGUAAUGAGGUCUGACUGCACUUGGCAUAUAGACCACUUGGUGAGACGUCGGGCACAAACAGUAAGGAAGGAGCCUAAUGAGAGAAGCGUAGAUCUAUAUGUGUAUCACAGUAUGUGUGUGUAACUAUAUACUGUGCAUAGAUCAGUCAUUCCCAGUACGCAGUAAGUACAUCUCACCUACCAUUUAUUAGCAAGAGUGGUCAGGAAAUGGCAUAUGUAUAUGCCAGAAAUACGCAUUGGGCCAGGCAGACAAUAUGAGUGUAAGAACAGGCACCAAAUCAUAGACCUGUUAAUAAAAUAUUGUUUUCUGUAAGAAA